GUUUCUUUUCUUUUUAAAUAUUUGAAUGAAAAGCUUGCCAUCGAACUAAAUGAAAACAUUCAAUAAAUAAGGGACUUCUUCACCCUUUCAAAAUAAUGCAAGAACUGAAGAUAUGCCACCUAAACGAAAGCGCAAAAGAUAGCAAGUCAAAAUGAGAGACAGGGGAAUACUUUUUCCACAACUGAGAAAAUGACACUACAUUCCUGUUUACAAGUUCAAUUGGUUUUAAAUUUGACCUCCUUAAUCAAUGUAACGCAACAAUAAAGAACUUUAAAUAGAAAUAUAGCUAAGUACAUGUUACAAUAAUAUACGUCAAAACCCGUUCACUGUAAAGAAAUCUUUUGUUUUAUGUAUAUGCGUUCUUACACGGAACAGUAAGUCUGUAUAGAAGCGGUCAAGUUGUAUUCUUUCGUGACACAACCGAAUGGACCAUUUUGUCACCUUGGAGCGAAACAUAAUUAUGUAACUUUAUAUAAAUAAAGGGACUGAUGCAACUGGAAAUAUUUAUGUUAAUUAUAUAUUAUAUUGUGGUAUAUCCACUUACCAUUUUGACAUUAUAAAAUUACUAGCUUCAUUGUUUAAGUGAAUUGUAACGUACGUUACACCUAUUAGAAAUGUCGGUGAAGGAUCAUAACUAAAGUGCAAAGAUAAUUAGGGAACAAAAACAACGGAGUACGGACAGGACUUUAUGGAUAAUAGCAUGUUGGAUCGUAAUUCAUAAACUGACAAUGGGAGAGUUAAUUCGAAGACUAGAUUAUCAAAGGCGAACGAAGAAAUCCCUCAUGGUUGAUACAGGAACUGGGCAGAGAAUUAACAAAGAAUACAGUCCUCAAGUACGUGCGGCCAAUGAAAUGGAAGAUCGAAAGAAAGAUCUUUCGAUAGAAAUCAUGGAAAAACACAAAAAAGUCUUACUUGAUCGAUUUAACUAUGAUAAGAAAGUUGUUGUUCGCUUUAAAUCUGACUUGGAUUCAAAGUCCGUGGACUUCAACGAAUUUAAAUUCCAGCAACUAAGAAUUCAGUCGUCUAAGGGACGACUUGAAGGUAAUCAAGAAGCAAACAUAGGUCCAGUGAACGAAAUCGUACCGAGACACUAUUACAGGAGUGAAUCAAAAAGUGCAGUUAAAUUCGACAUGCCAGAUAAAAACAAAUAUAGUGAAAGUGAUGAGAGAGACAGCGAAACCGACCAAUCCGACGACGACAACGAUUUUAAUGUGAAGGAGAAACAUGAACGGCACAAACAUUUCAUUAGGACACUUCACUCGUGGGCAAAUGUUACCAAAAAGCCCCCUUCCGGAGUCCUAAGACGAAGGAGAAUGUCCGUGGCAAAUUUUGAAAGUCAUCGUUUCAUUCCCGCUCGGGAUGUCAGACGAAAAUCUGCUCCUCCAAAAGUUAUGAGCGCUUUUCAACCUAGAGAUAUUAAAAGCGCCCCCGCCAUUACAAGACGAAGUUCUCGUUCAAGUCUCGGAUCAUCGUCAUCUAACGAGAAUCUUCAAGCGGAUAACGAGAAGGAAACAGGUGGACGUUCGUUUAGAUUGUUACGGGAAGCCUUUAAAAAGAAGCAAAUUGAAGUUCCGAACCCAGAGCAAGACAGGCUGAAUGUCAUACGUGCAGAUCAUAGAAACCGAACGGCAAAUUUGUACGAGCGAACGAUUCAAAAAUUUGAAAAACUAUUUUCAGAUCAGGUUUUCUUAGUGUAUUAAGGUUAGAUACAGACCAAUCAUGGGACCAUAAUGAAAUUUUUCUACUGGCGAAAUGACAGAAGAUUCUUAUAUAGGAUGAUUCACAUUGUUUUUCAUUAUCUUCAUUUGGAUGGGUGGGCAUGUGUGUUUCAUGAAAAAAUGUCCCUAUUUCACUCUUUAGAUAGAGCUCAAAUGAAUCUUUGGGGCAUAGAUUCAGGGGUGUAUGGAGCAGGAUGUAUUUCAUGAGAAAGGCCCCCUCAUCACACUUUAAACAGAACACAUUAUUUUAUAAUGUAAAGAAAGUAUUAUAACUUUUUUCUUUUGCAAUUGGCAUGUGUACAUGCCCUUGUUUAUUGUUUUUGUUAACAUAUAUAGAAUUUUUUGUUUUGUUCUUACUUUCUUAAAUUGUUUUUGAUAUUUCAUUUUAUCAUCAUGUACUCGUAUAACAUGAACAUUAGCAUAACUUUAUACCGACUGUAUCAAAAUUAUCAUUUCCCUUAAUAUUAAAACAAUUUAAGUUGUUUCAGUUGUUUGUAGAAUCAAAUUCAUAUGCAUACAUACCUCAGUCUUUAUGUUAUAAGCAUAUAAAUUGAAUUUGGAGACUUUCUGUGUUGCAUAACCGAGCAGUCCUGUGCAUGCACUUUCUGCACAAGGUAUUAAAGGGAGGGAGUGCAUUAUCACUAUAACAUUAUCUUUUUGUUACAUAUGCAUUUACACUUAUAAACUUCAUAUGAGUCACGCCAUGAAAAAACAACAUAGUGGCUUUGCGACCAGCAUGGAUCCAGACCAUGCAUCAGGAUCCAUGCUGUUCGCUUUCAAAGCCUAUUGCAAUUAGAGAAACCGUUAGCGAACAGCAUGGAUGCUGACCAGACUGCGCGGAUGCGCAGGCUGGUCUGGAUCCAUGCUGGUCGCAAAGUCACUAUGUUGGUUUUGCCAUGGCGCGGCUCAUUUUCAUUUUGUGGCAUUUAGAUUUAAAUAGCAUCACCUAUGAUAUUGAGCACCUGAUAUGAAAUUUUAACUUUAAUAUGGAAAAAUGUCGAAGUUUUAGGUUCCAUAGUAAAGUAACCAAGUUUAUAAUAGUCGUUUCAUUCGUUUUAGUUAUACUUCACUCAAGGUUGGUACAAAGCCAAGUUUAUAUUGUAAAAUCAUCACUUUUUGAGAUAUAUUAUUUGUUAAAUAAAACACAGUUGUUUCAAUCUUUUUUGUUCAAUAGAAAAACAAAUUUGAUCAUGUUUGAAUCAAAUAUACUAUUUGUUACUAGACAUCAAAAAGCCGAGGCCAAGUGGUUAAGGUCCAUGACUUCAAAUAACUUGCCCCUCACCGAUGCGGAUUCGAGCUUCGCUUUGGGCAUAUAUUUCUAUGGCUUACGGAAGGCUGAUGGUUCUACCCAGGUGCCUGCGCGUUAUGCCGCAAUAAUACCCAGAGGGGUACCUGGAGUCUUCCUUCACCAUCAUAAGAUUGAACGUCGCCAUAUGACUUUCAAAUGUGUCAGUGUGACGUUAAACCCAACAAAACAUGUUCAUACAAUAAGGCGAAUGUCUCAAGAUACAAAGCAAGUCAUCAUAUUACCCAAAAUGGGUAAUACUGGGUAAUACUGUGCCAGCCUUGACUUCUCUUGCAUAUAUACCAAGUAAUUUUUUUAAUUUUGAUACAGUGAGUAUAACUUGGAAAGAAGCUGUUUCUGAAUUACAUACAUUCACUUGCUCUACAAAAUAUUUUCUAAAAAAAUCAAUAUAAAUCGUUUUAGCCACUUGUUAGUUACUAAGAUAACUUACUUAAUAUAUUGUUAGGUUGAAGCCGUUUGUUGUUUCAAUGCUAUGUAUUAUAUCAUGUUUGCAUAAAUAUAUUUCUGGUUAAAAUGCACAAUUUAAUGCAAU
This is a messenger RNA of Mercenaria mercenaria, 3556 nucleotides long. RefSeq lists its product as uncharacterized. Lineage: Eukaryota; Metazoa; Mollusca; Bivalvia; Venerida; Veneridae. The coding region runs from base 729 to 1700 and encodes 323 amino acids. The record is from RefSeq and is a predicted model, not a curated record. The transcript is spliced from 2 exons.